Messenger RNA from Linum tenue, 1149 nucleotides. The record is from the annotation of a GenBank genome assembly. NCBI's taxonomy places the organism in Eukaryota, Viridiplantae, Streptophyta, Magnoliopsida, Malpighiales, Linaceae.
CAUUGAUUCAGUCGUUUGCCAAAAAGCAGUUUGUUUUUGCUCUCUUUGAAAAAAGCCCACUUCUUGAUUCUGCAGGUGGGACUCUCUCAGAAACCAUGGGGCUCAAGGAUCUCCAUCUCAAGCUCAAGGCACUCAGGCUAAGGCGAUUGCUCAUAGGCCACAGGAAGAAGAGAAGGGGAAUUGGAUCUGGAAAGAAGCCUUCAUGGAUGAGACCAAUCUCCCAUGGCUACCAUGUUGUUGAAGACCAGUCUUUCAGAAUUGGUAGAGAAGCAGCAACAGCAGCACCAUGUGAUUCUGUUGUUGUACAGAGAGAGCAGGUUGAGGAGAUUGACUUGUGGUUUUUUGGAGUGUUUGAUUCUCAAACUGGAGAUAGAAUCACAAAGCACUUGCAAUCCCAUCUCUUUGAUAAGCUGACCAAAGAGUCUCAGGUGAGGAGAAGGAGUAGAGAGGCAAUCAGAAAAGCAUAUCUUAGUGCAAGAGCCAAGAUAAGAGAGGGAUUGAAGCCGGACGAGAUUCUGAGAAUUGGGUCGGCGUCAGCAAUGGUGAUCAAUGCAGAAAAGCUUCUAGUUGCCAGCAUGGGUGACUACAGAGCUGUGGUUUGCAGAGAUGGCGUGGCUCAUGACUCUGGCGAUAAGCACAGCUCGUCAAGAAGGCACUGGACUCGCCGACUUUUCUCAGGAUGGAACAGUGGAUCUGAACAUAAGAAGGUGAAGGGUUCUUCAGAACUCGGUAUCCGGGUUCAGAAGAUUGACUCGGAUACCGAGUUUGUAAUCAUAGGAAGCAAUGGCAUAUGGGAGGUGAUGAAGAAACAAGAAGCUGUGAGUCUGAUUCGGCAUAUGGAGAACCCACAAGAAGCUGCUGAAUGUUUGACAAUGGAGGCUUUAACUAGGAUGAGCAAAAGCUGCAUUUCUUGCCUGGUUAUUCGCUUCGACUAGUGCCAAUGCCUGCUUAUAUCGCAUAACAGCAGCUUGCAAAGUUUUAGCAGCACCAAGAUUAUUUUCUAAUCAGUAGUAGUUCAUCCUAGAAAUGGUGAGAUGCCUGAUGUUUUUUCCCCUUUUCUAUAAUGUUUGGAGGCUGAUUCUAGUUUCAGAGGUUGAUUGGAAUCUCCGUAAAACGAGGGAAUAUUUAGCUGAAUGCAGCUAAAAGGCU